This is a messenger RNA of Sclerotinia borealis F-4128, 420 nucleotides long. The record is from the annotation of a GenBank genome assembly. Lineage: Eukaryota; Fungi; Ascomycota; Leotiomycetes; Helotiales; Sclerotiniaceae.
AUGGCCUCAGCAGCUUAUAGGCACCUUCUUCGCGCGACUCGAGUUGCCUUCAAUGGUUCGUGCCUUCCUCCUUCCUCCCUCCUCCCGCUCACCCAACAACGACAACCUGAAGAUCAACCAGUAUCUAACCCAUUAACAGAAGACAUCGCCAUCCUAGCUUCAGCCCGCAAACAGGUCCGCAGCACCAUCCUCACCAACCGAUCGCUGUCUCUCGAAUCACCCGAAUACACAGCAGCCAUUGCGCACGCAGAAUCGGUCGCGAAAUUCCUGACGCAGAAUCUGGUUCAGGGUCAGAAAACUGACGGCGUGGAAACUUAUAAGUUGAGAAUUCACGAACAUACGGAACGGGGUGAUAAUGAUACGAUUAAGAUGCCGGAUGGGAAGAAGGUUACUAUUGAUGGGAAGACUUGUAAGGAUUAA